This is a messenger RNA of Phytophthora sojae, 1608 nucleotides long. RefSeq lists its product as hypothetical. The record is from RefSeq and is a predicted model, not a curated record. Gene Ontology annotation, molecular function: protein binding. The coding region runs from base 1 to 1608 and encodes 535 amino acids. The transcript has 2 exons. NCBI's taxonomy places the organism in Eukaryota, Oomycota, Peronosporomycetes, Peronosporales, Peronosporaceae.
AUGGCUACCGGCGGAAGGAGACCGCCACGCAUGGAUGUCCAAACGAUGUAUCCGAAUUUCUACGCCGAGCAGCAUAAACAUCACGUCCAGGAGAACAACACUAUGUCAGUGACCCGCAAGCGGCGAGAGGGGUCUGGAGGAACCACCAGGCGAGACGGAUACGGGAAUUUACCUCGACCGACAUCACGAAAUGGACUCUUACAGCUACAACCGCGACUCGAAAGUGACGCGUCUUCGACAGAGCUUCCACGAGGCAGCAAGCGAGCGAUUCCCCCCAUUUCGGCCACUCGAAGCUCCAACCAACAGGAAGGAGCGCCUCUGCUCAACAACGACGAAGACUUAGCAGGCCCCGGAACGACGCUGCGACCUCCAUCUCGACAGGUUGCUCUUCGUGGGGAGCUCUGCACUUCCUCACCAGCUUGGGACGAUGGAACUUCGACUGAUAACACUGGGGUAUCUCCGCGACUUCGGCCUUUGCCCUUCCCGACAGCCUUGACCGGAAGUGCACGCUCGUUGCUGGAAGCCACGACAGCGAGAUUAACCAAGUCAGACGACGGCCAAUCUCUCGAGGAUCUUGUGAUGAAUGCUCCCCCUCGAACGCGAUAUGCGAGGCGAGAACUACACCGACAAGGCUCCGCUCGUCCUUUAGCUCGCAUUUCAACCGCACCUACGACACUGCGUGGACAACAGGCCCUGGACGGCACUUCAGUGACAGCUCGGGCUGCAGCAUCGUUGGGAGGUAGUCGUUCUGCCGGUGCUCUCCACAGUCACAGCACUUCUGCAGGGUUAACCCGACGUCCACCCAGCCGCCAAGCCGGUGUCGUUGAUGUAAUUGAAGCGGUUCUACCUGGAGUGGAUCUCGACGACGGCCCCGACGACGAAGAUGACGACACAAACUUCUUCUUGACGGAGUUGGAAGCAGCCGCGCGGGCCGCAAAGGCGCUGCAAAUUGCGCUGAAAGAGAAGGAUCGCGAGCUUGAAGCACGAGUCUACGCCAACCUGGGCAAUUUGGCACUUGCGCAGGAGAAUUUUGGCCACGCACUGAGCUGCCACCAUCGGGAUCUCCACUUGUGCUCGUCUAAGGUGCUGGACUGCCGCUUGGGUCGAGCGCGUGCUCAUCGGAACUUGUCAAUUGCUUACGCGAAGCUUCAUCGACGUGAUCUGCAGCUUAAACACGAAAAGGAGGCUCGAGACGCUGAGCAGAACGCCUACUUGAACGACAUCGCAGCCCACCAAGACACCAGCGUGGGGAAUAUCUGCUUUCAGGCCUCCUCAGACAUCGACCCAGCGCUCGUGGACCUCGUAUCGCAAAACCUCGCAGAGAUCGUGCGUGGGUUGUCGACACAGACCGCUCCUGGAAGUGCAGAAGAGAACAACGAGGACGACUCCAUCACGUCUGCCUUGGAAGAAGAGUGGAGAACUGCUGAAGUGGACUUGGAGGCUGCACUCGCUGCUCUAUCAACUGAAUCGCAGGCCAAGACAGCUACAAACGUCAGGAAGCCCCACUUUACUCCCCCACCCAAGUCACCAAUUGCGCUCUCUCGCCACGUUUCCGCCCGAAUCAACAACUACAGUUCUCCCGCAUCCCUCACCCAGCCAGAAGAAUGA